AUGGACGCCUACAGCUUUCUCAAGCCCGCAGACCAAAAGGACGGAUUCUGGGGACCAGUCACUUCCACGAUCGACUGGUGCGAGCUCAACUACACGCACAGCCACUACGUCGCCGAGUGGUUCAACACGCUCUCAUGCGUGCCGCCCAUCCUGUGGUCGGUCUACUCGGCCGCACAGGGGUAUCGCGCCGGCGCGCCGACGAGUGUCGUGCUCCUGCCGCUGUGGACGGCGGUGGUGUUUGCCGGCAGUAUCGCGUUCCACGGGACGCUGUUGUGGGAGACGCAGCUGAUGGAUGAGCUGCCGAUGCUCUGGCAAAUGUCGUAUGCCAUCUACGCCAUCUUCGACCUCGGCCGGCUGCCGGGCGCGCCGUUCCUCCUCGCGGCGUGGGACGUGGCCAUCGCGGUGGGGUACGUCCUCUUCCCCUACCCCGUCGGCUUCCAAGUCGGCUACUUUAUCAUGUUCUGGACGCAGUACCUGCGCACGAUCGUGCUGUUGCGCCGCUAUCCCAAGGACCACCCGGCGCGCGAGCAGCUCUGGUUCUCGUACUUUGGCAACGCGUUGUGCUUGGUGGCAUUUGCGAUCUGGAACGUCGACAGCCAGUUCUGUCCGAGCUUGCGCGAGCUGCGCAGGUGGGUGGGUGCCAAUGGCUUGGGGUGGCUGGGCUUCCUUUCCGAGGGCCACGCAUGGUGGCACUUGCUUAUGGGAUACGGGUCGUACCUCGUCGGCGUGGCCUUGGUCCAGGCCGUUCUCAUCGUCCAGAGGCCAAACGAGUCGUGGCGCUGCGAUGCCAAGGCCUGGUUCCCGCUCUACUAUCGCGUGGACAAGGACAAGAAGAAGGAGUAG
Messenger RNA from Vanrija pseudolonga, 843 nucleotides. RefSeq names its product Alkaline ceramidase 3. Lineage: Eukaryota; Fungi; Basidiomycota; Tremellomycetes; Trichosporonales; Trichosporonaceae. The record is from RefSeq and is a predicted model, not a curated record. Gene Ontology annotation, biological process: ceramide catabolic process; ceramide biosynthetic process. Gene Ontology annotation, cellular component: endoplasmic reticulum membrane. The transcript has 6 exons. The coding region runs from base 1 to 843 and encodes 280 amino acids.